This is a messenger RNA of Rotaria sordida, 1179 nucleotides long. Lineage: Eukaryota; Metazoa; Rotifera; Eurotatoria; Philodinida; Philodinidae. The record is from the annotation of a GenBank genome assembly.
AUGUCAUCUGAAAAAUUAACAACAGUAGAAGAAUUACAAGCAAAUCUUAUUAAUGCUUAUCAUGAAGAAUUUCCAAAUGAUGAACCGACUAUAUGUGCAUUUGCACCUGGUCGAGUUAAUUUAAUUGGUGAACAUUCCGAUUAUAAUAGUUGUUUUGUUUUUCCAAUGGGUAUAUCAGUUGGUACAAUGGUUAUUGGAAAAGCAUUAGAUGAUCAAGAAAAUCCUAAAUGUUAUUUUCGUACAUUAGCCGAGGAUCUCAAAGAAUCUAAAUCAUUUGAAUUAGAUAUAACAGAACAAAUAAAACCAUUAGAAUCACCUAAAUGGGGAAAUUAUGUUGUUGGUGUGUUGGCUUUAUUUUUAGAACGUAUUAAACCAAAUAAAAAAAAAUCAUUUCGUGCACUUAUAUCAACAUCAGUACCUAUUGGUGGUGGUCUUAGUUCAUCGGCAUCAAUUGAAGUAGCUAUGUGUACAUUCCUUGAAAUACUUUAUCAAGAUGAAUAUGCGUAUGAUUUACAAUUGUCUCAAGUAGAAAAAGCUUUAUUAUGUUGUAAAGCUGAACAAACAUAUGCAAAUGUACCAUGUGGAGUUAUGGAUCAAUAUAUAUCAUGUUUUGCUAAAGCUGAUCAUGCUAUAUUAGUUGAUUUAACAAAUUCAAAUGUGAAACAUGAAUUAACUUCAGGAAAAUUUGCUGAAAAUGUAGAACAUUGUCAACAAGCUGCUAAAAUUUUAGGUCAUAAAAAUUUACGUGAUGUUUCAUCAAUUGAUGAACUUGAACAAGGACGUGAUAAAAUGUCACCAGUUACAUAUCGACGUGCACAUCAUGUUAUAACUGAAAUGCAACGUACACAAGCUGGUGCACAAGCUUUAGAAAAUAAGGAUUAUAAGGAAUUUGGUCGUCUGAUGUAUGAAAGUCAUGAAUCAUUACGUAAAUAUUUUGAAGUAUCCUGUGCUGAAUUAGAUCAACUUGUUGAAUUAGCACGCUCAGUUGAUGGUGUUUUUGGUUCACGAAUGACUGGUGCUGGAUUUGGUGGUUGUACAGUAACAUUAGUUAAAAAAUCAUCCGUUGAAAAAUGUAUUGAAACAAUUAAAAAUAAUUAUAAGGGUAAAGCAACUUUUUAUCAAUUUGAACCAAGUGAUGGUGCUCGUUCCAUUGACUUAAAAAAGUCGAAUGAUAAAUAA